ACCGUUUUUUUGGAGGGGGAAAAGCUGCUGAUGCACUUCGGAAAUGCCUCACGGACAUCCCGUUUUUUUUUUUUUCUUGAUUAGUUAGUUUGGGUCGGAGCACGAUGAUCGAAGAGCACGACGUUGUUCAGCGCGUGACACUGAGCUCAGGAGGUUUACGGGACUCGAGGCGCGACGCCGCGUUGAUGCUGCUGCUGCCUUGGAGAUAGUGCGGGGGUUUGUGGAGCGAGGAUUGUGUGUUACAGGAAGCAAGAAAGAACGAAAAAACGUGUGCACAAGAGAGAGGGAUAGAGAGAGAGAGAGAGAUACAGGAUAUAGGAGGAUGCAGUUUGAGACGCUGCGUCAGUUUUGCAGCUCGGUUCUGUCCCAUUUUAACGGGGCUUUCACGCCGCCCCAGAACAUCUUACACACGGAGCUGCUGGAGCACGCGCUCGGGAACAUCGGGAAAAGAAGCCCUUCGGCAACUAGGGAGCCAAAUCCAAACUACCAAAGGGAGGAACGUCCAUCGCACUAUGCUCCAGGACAAGGUGGCAUGCCACGAUCACCAUCCGACUACGGUCGCCCGUAUGAGGACGCCCAGUCAGCUCGGGCCUCCUAUCGUGCUCGACGUGGUGCCUGGCACUCCCAGGAGGAGCCGCACCCUCCUGAGCCAGGCUUGGUACCCGAGCGUGAUCUCCAUCACCCGGACGAGUGCCACACACGCUACCGGAGUGACCCAAACCUGGCACGGUACCCAGUGAAGCCACAGCCAUACGAGGAACAGAUGCGAAUGCAUGCCGAGAUGUCCCGUUUCCGCCACGAGCGGCGCCACAGCGACGUCUCACUGGCCUGCACUGAAGCCGAAGAACGGCCCGGUGCCUGGCGUUAUGGCCCUGUCCACUCCCACGGCCCUUCCUAUGGACACCGGGUCUCUAAUCCAGGCCCACGGGACAAGACGGAAAACCUGCUGCGCAAUGACUCGCUUAGUUCGGACCAGUCAGAGUCUGUGCGUCCACCACCACCCAGACCUCAUAAAAGCAAGCGAGGAGGUAAAGCAAGGCGGGCCUCGCUGAGCAGCUCAGACGAAGAGCUUCCCACCACGCCCGAGUACACCAGUUGCGAGGACGUGGAGAUUGAGAGCGAGUCGGUCAGUGAGAAGGGGGACAGUCAAAGGGGAAAAAGAGAAACUAUUGAGCAGGCACACAUCUUAUCAGAGGGCCAAAAGAAAAUGGUGCGCUUUUGGGGCCACUCGUUGGAAGAGGAUGCCGAGUGGGGCGAGCCGCAGGUUAAAGACUCGGGCGUUGACACAUGCAGUAGCACAACGCUAAAUGAGGAGCAUAGCCAUAGCGAGAAGCACCCUGUCACGUGGCAGCCAUCCAAAGACGGAGACCGUCUCAUCGGCCGCAUUUUGCUCAACAAGCGACUCAAGGAUGGGAGCGUUCCUCGUGACUCCGGAGCUCUUCUCGGGCUUAAAGUGGUUGGGGGAAAAAUGACUGAGUCCGGUAGACUUUGUGCGUUCAUCACUAAAGUGAGGAAAGGAAGUUUAGCAGACACGGUCGGACAUCUCAGACCAGGUGAUCAGGUCUUGGAGUGGAACGGGAGAAACUUACAAGGAGCCACAUUUAAAGAAGUUUACAAUAUAAUUUUUGAAUCCAAGCCAGAGCCUCAGGUGGAACUGGUGGUGUCCCGGCCCAUCGGAGAUAUCCCCAGGAUACCAGAUAGCACACACACACAACUGGAGUCGAGUUCGAGCUCAUUCGAGUCACAGAAGAUGGACCGGCCUUCCAUAUCCAUCACAUCUCCCAUGAGCCCUAGUGUGCUGCGAGAUGCACCACAGUACUUAUCUGGACAGCUUUCUAGCCAAAGCCUUAGUAGGAGAAUAGAGCCUUUUAACCCUAGGGUUCAGGUUAAACUCUGGUACGAUAAAGUAGGCCACCAGCUGAUAGUCACCAUCCUGGGGGCCAAGGACCUGCCUUCGCGAGACGACGGCCGACCGAGAAACCCCUAUGUCAAAAUCUACUUUCUCCCAGACCGAAGUUUGAAUUAUUGUUCCACCAGUGACAAAAGCAAGAGGAGAACUAAAACUGUAAAGAAGUCUCUAGAGCCCAAAUGGAAUCAGACGUUCAUGUACUCGCCAGUGCAUCGGCGUGAGUUUCGCGAGCGCAUGCUAGAGAUUACGCUGUGGGACCAGGCGCGAGUCCGUGAGGAGGAGAGCGAAUUCCUCGGAGAGAUUCUGAUCGAGCUGGAGACGGCGCUGAUGGACGACGAGCCGCACUGGUACAAGCUGCAAAUGCAUGACGUCUCUUCGAUGCCUCUGCCCAAGAGUUCCCCCUACCUUCAGAGGAAAAUGAUGCAUGGCGAGAGUCCCACUCGCAGACUACAGACUCACAGCUCGUAUUCAUACAAUUCAGGAUCUCACAGGAUCAGUGACAGCGAGAUCUCUGAUUACGACUGUGAGGAUGGCGUGGGAGUCGUUUCAGACUACAGACAAAAUGGACGGGACCUACAAAGCUCCACCCUGUCUGUACCCGAGCAGGUCCUGUCAUCCAAUCACUGCUCUCGGUCGGCGGACAUCAAUCGAGCACGUUCACGAUCACCCAGCGUCCCCCCUCCUCAGAGUCAUUUUCUCACCUUACCUCGAACAAGACACAGUCAGCCUGUUCAUCAUCAACAGAUGGAACUCAGGAAUUACGGCAUGCCGGACAGGCGCGAAAUGGAACGGCCCAUGUACACGCGUUCACGUUCCACCGAGCGCCCCCCUGAAGCCCACCACAUGAGAUCUUCUAUGCCCACCCUGUCAUCCGGACAUUCUGCACCGCCCUCACCCGCCUUAACGAGGGCACACCCCCACAGUGGAUCAGUCCAAACCAGUCCUACUAGCACACCCAUGAACAGCAGGAGAGGACGGCAGCUACCACAACUGCCCUCAAAGGGGUCGCUAGACAGAAAAGACGGACAUGAAGACCUUGAGCCAGGUCCAGGUGCCAUGGACAUGGAGGAGAGAACGCGGCAGAUGAAGCUGAAGGUGGACAAGUACAAGCAUGGAGCAGGCUCUGAUUCCCGCCUGGAGCAAGACCACCGCUCAAAGCAUUCCGGCAGGGACGGGAAACACGGUUUGGACAAUCUCUCGGCCAAAUCUUCUGACAGCGACGUGAGCGACGUGUCCGCUGUAUCGAGAAGCAGCAGUGCCUCUCGCUUCAGCAGCGCGAGCUACAUGUCCAUCCAGUCCGAACGGCCGAGAGGCAACCGCAAGAUCAGCGACUUUGCAUCCAAAAUGAAAAACAGGCAAAUGGGUGUGACGAGUGACACCAACCUGACCAAAAGCACCAGCAUUGGCGGGGAUAUGUGCAGCCUGGAGAAGACAGAUGGCAGCCAAUCGGACACGGCUGUGGGCCUGGUGGGUGGAAACCUCAAAAAGAGGCGCUCGAGCAUUGGGGCAAAAAUGGCCGCCGUUGUGGGCUUGUCCCGCAAAAGCCGCAGCACUUCACAGCUCAGCCAAACAGAAGCAGGAGGAAAGAAACUACGCAGCACCGUUCAGAGGAGUACUGAGACUGGCCUGGCUGUGGAGAUGAGAAGUAGAAUGACACGGCAGGCCAGCCGGGAGUCUACCGAUGGCAGCAUGAACAGCUUCAGCUCUGAGGGGAAUUUGAUCUUUCCCGGAGUGCGACUCUCAGCAGACAGCCAGUUCAGCGACUUCCUGGAUGGACUAGGCCCCGCUCAGUUAGUGGGCCGACAGACCUUGGCUACACCUUCCAUAGGUGACAUUCAGAUUGGAAUGGUGGAAAAAAAGGGAGCUCUGGAGGUGGAGAUCAUUCGGGCCCGAGGCCUUGUGGGUAAACCAGGAUCAAAGUCACUGCCAGCCCCUUAUGUGAAGGUGUACAUGCUGGAAAACGGAGCAUGCAUAGCCAAAAAGAAGACAAAAGUAGCCCGCAAAACCUUGGACCCACUUUAUCAGCAGCAGCUGUCCUUCGAAGAGAGUCCAGGGGGGAAAGUCUUACAAGUCAUUGUGUGGGGAGAUUACGGCCGAAUGGACCACAAAUCAUUUAUGGGUGCCGUGCAGAUCCUUUUAGACGAGCUGGACUUGUCCAACAUGGUGAUUGGCUGGUUCAAGCUCUUUCCCCCGUCCUCCCUGGUGGACCCGACGCUCGCUCCUCUGACUCGACGAGCAUCGCAGACGUCCUUGGACAGCAGCUCUGUGCCGUUCGGCCGCUCGUAGCACAGCGCUAACGAAUAGCGUGGUUGUUGUAGCAUCAUCCAUCAUCCCAAUGGUGGGAGUUUUUGCGAUUUGAGGCCGGUUGCUGCCCCUCCCCAGUAACACACUGCAUGCUUGGUGUCGUCUUCUGAGCCUGUUUCUUAGGGGUGAAAACUAAAAGCGGUUCUGUGUUUGCUCGCGAAAAAAAACCCUAAAUAAUAACAAUAACAAUAAAAAAACAAUAAAGAUAAUACAUUACAAAAUAAAUCUAAGGCCUCGCACAUGUUGAGCAUGGAGUGUGACCCUUACAAUCGGUGAACAGCCAGACGAAGGAAAAUGGACCUGAUUUUGUCCUUUUUCAAAGCCAUGGGGUUCUACACAAGCCCAUAUUAUCGCGCAUUUGUUUCUCUUCCCUUGUCGUUCAUUGUUCAUUUGUAUUUAAAUGAGUGAAGAGUGUUUCUUGGGUCAUGCCAUUUAAACAAGACCCAAAGUUUGCGAUACGGAAAUGAGUUUGUAUCGACAGUCUGCAGCCCCCCACCCCCCAGAUAUGCACACGAUCGCAAGCGAGACUGUUUUUAGAUUUCUUAUUUUUUAAAAAUGGAGAAAAAAAACAAAUAUUGUGAAAGACAAGGUUCAAGAUUCCCCGGAUGAACAUUUGGAACGGGACGAUUUUUCUGUUGAUAUUGUAUGAAAAAAGAGACUUUUUUUUUUUUUUUGCAUGGACAUGAAAUUUAGCUGAUCUUCAAGAAACAAAUAUUUUCUUCAGAUUGCAACUUGCAAAUAAAAAAAUAAAAAAAAUUAAGAAAAAGUAUAUACACAACUGAAACAGAUCAGCCAUUUUUUUUGAAAAUUUUUAUUAUUUUUGAAGAGAAAUUUCACUAGUGCAUGGUUUUCAUGGGGAGUGAAUGCAAUGGCGUGAUAUAUAAAAAAAAAGGAAAAAAAAAAAAAAGGAAUCCAGUUUAAUUAUCCUAAGCCCAUGCUAGGGUCUAUACUGUAUUUUUACGGACAUUUAAAUGAUUAAAUAAGGACUUUAGAACUUAUUUAACAGGGUGGAAAAGAAAAAAAAAUCCUGUUCAUGUGAGGUAAAGAAAAUGAAAAUUGUAUUAUUUAUUUCAUUAAUUAAGGUGAAAGCCUUACAGAGAUAAUGUGCAAAUUGUACGUUUCUUUUCUCUCUCUCUCUCUCUCUCUCUCUCUCUCUCUCACUCUCUUUCUCUCUCUCUCUCUCUCUCUCUCUCUUGUCCCAGGGUAACUCUUGCUGCUCUUGUCAGAUUUUUUUUUCCCCCUCCGAAUUAGAAUUUCCGAAAGUUUUCACAGGGCCUAACAUACAGCCUUGUGGGGGUUUUUUGUGUGUCAAUUCAUUUAGGUAUAACAAGCAUGUUGAAAUGGAUUUUCUGCAACAUGGCUUGGGCACAGCGUGCAGUUACACUGCAUGUUUGGAUAAAGAUUUGGAAUGAAGAAAAAAAUAUAUUAUUUUUAUAAUUUCUUGUACAGUGCAUGUCAACUAUGUUACUUUGGUCCCUAAUUGAAUUUGAAAAGAAAAUUUUGCUGGGUUUCAACAAAACAUAAUUUUGUUGGUAAAAAAAAAUUAAGAAGGGCAUUUUCUGCCCCGCAAACACAUUUUUCUCCCCCAGUACCCAGUAUUCAGGAUGAAUGAUACCCUGGUUGAUUUGUAAAGCAAAUGGUUUCCUGCAUCUCGAGGACAGUUGCAGUAUUUGCAUAGUGCAGUUUUACACAAAACCCGACCCUGGAGUUGGUGACAACGCAGGGCACUCGCAUGACAUAAAAACUUGCCACAUGAUAGAGAAAUUUCUAGAUUUUUCUUUGUUUCCAGAAAGUUCCUUUCAUAUAUUUUUGUUAUUUGAUUUGCAAGCCAAGACCAGUUCAUUUUUAUUUCAUUUCUAUUUUUAAACUUAGAGAAGACUCUUCUUGGUAUAAAGUCAGAAAGAAACUCUAGAUUUGACAUUAUAUAUAUAUAUAUAUAUAUAUAUAUAUAUAUAUAUAUAUAUAUAUAUAAAUGGAAUUUGGGAAAAAAAAUUAUUAGACAUCUAUAGCACUGAAUUGGGAUAAUGUCUCACUCGACUAAGACAUGUUAUACCCUUUUUGAAUGCCUUCUCUCUUUUUUUUCUGGUACAAUGUGUUCAUGCCAAGGCUAUGUCUUGGUUAAGUAUGGUUGAGUACAGAGAUUUAUGUAAGUUAUUUUUCAAAUUAAACAAUAAAAAAAGGGAUAUUACACUGAA
Messenger RNA from Silurus meridionalis, 6408 nucleotides. RefSeq names its product regulating synaptic membrane exocytosis 2a (gene rims2a). The transcript has 27 exons. NCBI's taxonomy places the organism in Eukaryota, Metazoa, Chordata, Actinopteri, Siluriformes, Siluridae. The record is from RefSeq and is a predicted model, not a curated record. Gene Ontology annotation, biological process: regulation of synaptic plasticity; positive regulation of synaptic transmission; calcium ion-regulated exocytosis of neurotransmitter. Gene Ontology annotation, molecular function: transmembrane transporter binding; small GTPase binding. Bases 323 to 4195 code for a protein of 1290 amino acids. Gene Ontology annotation, cellular component: cytoskeleton of presynaptic active zone; presynaptic membrane.